Elgaria multicarinata webbii is the source of this 2806-nucleotide messenger RNA. RefSeq names its product E3 ubiquitin-protein ligase TRIM7-like. The record is from RefSeq and is a predicted model, not a curated record. Gene Ontology annotation, biological process: innate immune response; regulation of gene expression; protein ubiquitination. Gene Ontology annotation, cellular component: cytoplasm. The transcript has 14 exons. NCBI's taxonomy places the organism in Eukaryota, Metazoa, Chordata, Lepidosauria, Squamata, Anguidae. Bases 19 to 2388 code for a protein of 789 amino acids. Gene Ontology annotation, molecular function: ubiquitin protein ligase activity; protein binding; zinc ion binding.
CAGCUUCUGCUGGUCCAGAUGGAAGAGGUGGAGAAAGCGAUUGCAAGGAGAAGGGAAGAGCACCAGGCCAGACUCGCUGAAGAACUCUCUUCUCUUGAAAGUCUCAUCUGGGAGAUGGAGGAGACGUGUCAGCAGCCAGCGGGUAAACUCCUGCAGUGUGUGGAAGCCAUGGCUGCUGCCGGGAGUCCUGUCCAGGAUCUCCAUGAAGAAGCCACUUGUCCCAUCUGCCUGGAUUAUUUCAGGGAUCCAGUGACCAUUGCAGAGUGUGGCCACAAUUUCUGCGGACUCUGCCUGGCCCUGUGCUGUGUGGAGUCGGACACAGAGGCCUCCUGCCCCGAGUGUAGAGGAACCUUCUGGAAGGGGUACAUCAAGCCCAAUAGGCCGCUGGCUAACUUUGUCGAAAUUGCCAAGAAAUUCAGAGAUCAGGGGGUCAAGGCGGCAGAAGAUAAGGGGAGACUCUGUGAGAAGCACCAGGAGCCCCUGAAGCUCUUCUGCAAAGACCAUGAAACCCCCAUCUGUGUGGUGUGUGACAGAUCCAAGGAGCACAGAGAUCACGAGGUGGUUCCUCUGGAGGAGGCUUCCCAGGAGUACAAGCAUCUGAUCCGUUAUCGCCUGGAGAUUCUGAGGUCAGAGAGAGAAAGAAUUAUGGAAUGUAAAGCAGAAACAGAAAAGGAAAAUAGAGAACUUCUUAAGCAAACAAGAGCAGAGAAGAAAAAGACGGUGUCUCAGUUCAGAGAAUUACACCAGUUUCUGGAAGAACAAGAGGAGCUUCUGCUGGCUCAGUUGGAAGAGGUGGAGAGAGAGAUUGCCAGGAGAACGGAUGUGCACCAGGCCAAACUCUCCGAAGAACUCUCUUCUCUUGAAAGUCUCAUCCAGGAGAUGGAGAAGAAAUGUCAACAGCCAGCGGGUGAACUCCUGCAGGAUGUGAGAAGCACCUUGCAGAGGAGUGAGAAGGAGACAUUUGAGAAAUCAAUGGGUUUCCCUCCAGAGCUGAAGACAAGGAUCUCGGACUUUCGUGAUAGAAAUCCCUUUCUGGAGGGAGUCAUGAAGCAAUUCAAAGCCAAUGUAACUCUAGAUCCAGGCACAGCAAAUCCCAGCCUCAUCCUGUCUGAGGGUCAUAAAAGCGUGAGGAUUGGAGACAACGAUCAAGAUCUGCCCAAGAAUCCUGAGAGAUUUGGCUUUCAUCUUUAUGUGCGGGGAUGGGAGGGAUUUGCAACAGGCAGACAUUUCUGGGUAGCCAUGCUGGGAAGACAGGAAACCUGGGUUGUGGGCAUCGCCAGAAAGUCUGUGAGAAGAACUGGCAUGGUUAGAUUAAUUCUCAAGGAAGAGGCUUCCCAGGAAUACAAGGAUUUGAUGCUUAGUCGCCUGGAGAUUCUGAGGAAGGAGAGAGAGAAAAUUCUGGCAUAUAAUGCAGAUGCAGAAAAGGAAAACCAUGAAUUGCUUAAGCAAACCAAAGCAGAGAGGGAAAAGUCAGUGGCUCAGUUCAGACAACUCCGCCAGUUUCUGGAGGAACAAGAAAAACGUCUGCUGGCUCAGAUUGAAGAGGUGGAGAAGGAGAUUGCCAGGAAAAGGGAGGAGCACUUGGCCAUACUCUCCAAGGAACUCUCCUCUCUUGAAAGUCUCAUCCAGGAAAUGGAGAAGAAGUGUCAGCAGCCAGCGAGUGAAUUCUUGCAGGAUAUUAGAAGCACCUUGGAGAGGUUUGAUGAGCAGGAGCCACCUAAAGUUGAAAUGAAGUUUUCUCCUGUGCUGAAGUGGAGGAUCUGGGAAUUCUGUGAUAUAACUCCCUUCCUGGAGGGCAUCAGGAAGCAGUUCAAGGGCACCCUGUUAUCAGGACUUCAGCAGCAGAAAGGAAAUGUGCAUCUGGACCCAGACACGGCACAUCCCCAGCUCCUCCUGUCUGAGGAUCGUAAAUGUCUGAAACUGAGAAAGAAAGGCGAAGGGUGUCCCCCAAAUCCUCAGAGAUUUGAUCAUUAUUAUUUUGUGUUGGGACGUGAGAGAUUCACAUCAGGGAGACAUUUCUGGGAUGUCGUUGUGGAAAAUAGCGAGGACUGGGCCGUGGGGGUUGCCAGAAAGUCUGUGAGUAGGAAAGGCAGAUUCCAGUGUGGUGCUGAGUCAGGGUUCUGGGCUGCAGGGAAGUGCAGAGGAGAACACACCAUCCCUGACUUCACAGAUGUGAGUGGGAACGUCAAGAGGAUCCGAGUGUCUCUGAACUGUGUUGGAGGGCGGGUGGCCUUUUAUGAUGUUGACACAGCAGACUGUCUCGCUGAGUUCUCAGCAGCCUCAUUCUCUGGAGAAGUUCUCCUCCCCUUCUUUUAUCUGGGCAAAAAGGGUCACUGCGUAGCUCCAUUUUCUGGCUAUUUCACUUCCCACCUCACAAUCGCUCCCUAAGGCAGUCAAAUCUAACAGCAGCUCUGUUCGAGGACCCUCUGCAAACCAGGAUUACUAGUUUUAGAGAGAAACCAGAACACUCCACAGCUUCUUAAACAGACAGUCAUACAUUGAGCAGGUUCACAAGGUCGCUACAGUGGGUUGUGGCAUGUGUGGACGACCAUUUUGAAUAUACAAUCCGUAACCGGGGGUUGCCAUGAUUUGUUGUAUCAUCAGAACCCAGUUAGCAUGCGUUGUUUGUUGUUGUUGUUUAUUCGUUCAGUCGCUUCCGACUCUUCGUGACUUCAUGGACCAGCCCACGCCAGAGCUUUCUGUCGGCUGUCGCCACCCCUAGCUCCCCCAAGGUCAAGUCUGUCACCUGCAGGAUAUCAUCCAUCCAUCUUGCCCUUGGUCGGCCCCUCUUCCUUUUGCCUUCCAC